AUGGUCGGUCUAUUCUCGUUCUACGUGAACCUCGGAAGCAUUAUCGGCUCGGUGAUCGACAACUACACUUCACGCUAUCUUUCCAAACUCUCGUAUCAGAUCCCUCUCGCCUGCAUGUUCAUUGUUCCAGUCCUGCUCGGCACAGCACUUUUCUUCGUCCCCGAGAGCCCUCGAUGGCUUUUGCACCACGACCAGCACGACGCAGCGCGCAAAUCCUUGGAGCGCCUUCGUUUCGACCAUGGGGACGAGUUAGAACUAGAAUGGGCCGAGAUGAUCCGUGGCGUAGCUGAAGAGCGUAGACUGAGCCAGAGUUCGGGAUUCCUGGAUCUCUUCCGUGGAAAUGAUUUAAGACGUACAUUGCUUUGUUGGGGUACGAUCGCAAGCCAGUCAGCCAGUGGGGUUUGGUUCUUCAUUGGGUACCAAACGUACUUCUUUACCAUCGCUGGUAUCACAAAAGCGUUCGAAUACAGCAUCAUGAACUCUUGUAUUGGGUUUAUUGGUGUACAUCUAGGUCUCUUCUCCAUGAACAAACUGUUCGGCAGGAGAACAAUCAUGAUCACCGGAGCCAUAAUGUGCGGUUUAUGUGAGCUCGCUUGUGGGAUUGCGAGUAGUGCGAAGCCAAAUUCAAAGGAAACCGGGAAUGUGUUGGUAGCUUUUACGGCGCUGUUCAUGUUUUGUUAUAAUGCUGGAGUGGGUGUUGCCACAAGUCCUCUAGCAACCGAGCUUGUUAGUUCGCGACUGCGCGCUUGGACUGUCGGAAGUGCGAACGCAUUGGGGUACUUUCUUGCUUGGCUGGUUGGCUUCUGCUCACCCUACUUCAUCAACCCCCAAGAUCUUGACUGGGUCAGUACAACCACUCCUUAUGAAAUAUAG
Alternaria arborescens is the source of this 873-nucleotide messenger RNA. RefSeq lists its product as hypothetical. The transcript has a single exon. Gene Ontology annotation, molecular function: carbohydrate:proton symporter activity. The record is from RefSeq and is a predicted model, not a curated record. Gene Ontology annotation, biological process: transmembrane transport; carbohydrate transport. NCBI's taxonomy places the organism in Eukaryota, Fungi, Ascomycota, Dothideomycetes, Pleosporales, Pleosporaceae. Gene Ontology annotation, cellular component: membrane. The coding region runs from base 1 to 873 and encodes 290 amino acids.